Molecule: messenger RNA, 1730 nt
Organism: Zychaea mexicana
Lineage: Eukaryota; Fungi; Mucoromycota; Mucoromycetes; Mucorales; Lichtheimiaceae
Product: serine incorporator/TMS membrane protein
Exons: 9
Coding region: 222-1730 (502 amino acids)
Cellular component (GO): membrane
Source: RefSeq, a predicted model, not a curated record
AAUCCGAGAAUUCUUUCAUUAAUAUGUUUUUUGUGUGCUUUGCGGCUCUUGUAAAUAGCGAGGUAUAUAAAAUAUUGCCAAUUUGCUCAGCCGGCAGUAGUAGUUUUGCGAUUGAUGCAGCACCCGCAGGAAGUGGGACGGAGUAACGAUGAGCUUAAAAGAAGUCGUUAUGCUAAAUUUGGGAAUUAUCUGUUUCUUUUCACUUACUACAUACAACAACAAUGGGAGCUGCAUUGAGUUGCAUUGCAUUGCCAGCGCUUGGAUCAGUUGGAACAUGGAUAGCCAGUUGCUUUUCGGCUGCAGCAUGCUCGCUUUUUUGUAAAAGCUGCAACUGUAACAAUUCUAUCGCCACACGCAUCGGCUACGCUAUUAUUUUCCUAUUGAAUUCAAUCCUCGCUUGGCUCAUGUUAUCCAAUUGGGCAAUCAAACAACUACAACACCUUACACUUGACUAUAUGAAACUGGAAUGUGCCGGUGGGACUUGUUAUGGUAUCAUUGCAGUGCAUCGAGUAUGCUUUGCACUAGUAUUGUUCCAUGCGCUACUAGGUAUCGUGUUACUUGGCGUUCGAGAUAGCCGGCAAAAGCGAGCAAACCUUCAAAAUGGAUGGUGGGGACCAAAAGUGCUUAUUUGGCUUGCAUUGUUGACUGCAUCGUUCUUUAUCCCUAAUGGCUUUUUCAUGGUAUGGGGCAAUUACUUUGCUUUGAUCGGUGCAGCAAUUUUCAUCCUGUUUGGCCUUGUUUUGCUGGUUGAUUUCGCCCAUAGUUGGACAGAACGAUGUUUGGAAAACUAUGAAAUGAGCGAUAAUAACCGAUGGAAGUACAUCUUAAUUGCUGGCACUCUAUUGAUGUUUUCAGGUGCUGUCACCUUGACUGGCAUUAUGUACGGGUUUUUUGCUACCAACGGCUGUUCUUUGAACCAAUUUUUUGUCACAUUAAACUUGAUUCUUUGCCUGUUGGUCACCAUCUUGUGCAUUUCACCUUCGGUCCAAUCCGCCAAUCCUCGCUCUGGACUGUCACAAGCAUCGAUCGUUGUCAUCUAUUGUACUUACUUGGUCUUGUCGGCUGUCGCAAACGAGCCAAAUGACAAACAAUGUAACCCUCUUCGACGAUCUCAAGGCCCACAAACAACAUCUAUUGUUCUCGGUGCUAUCUUUACAUUCUUGGCCGUUGCUUAUUCUACUAGCAGGGCUGCUACGCAGGAUAGUGCACUCAUGAAUAAGGCACGUCGCCAAAAUUAUGAACCCUUAGAAACUGAAAGCGCUGUCCCAUUGAUGGCUAAUCAGGUUGAAGCUGGUGCACAGAGAAUGAGCACUGAUGGUUCGGCACGUGCUCGUUUGGUCGCUGCUGUGGAGAGCGGUGCGCUCCCACGUUCAGCAUUGGAUGAAGAUGAUGACGACGAUGAUGACUACGAUUUUGAUGAUAAGGAUGAUGAGCGAUAUGGGUCUGUCUACAACUACUCGUUCUUCCACUUUGUCUUUGCUAUCGCUGCCAUGUAUAUAGCCAUGGUUCUGACCAACUGGAACACGAUUUCCAUGGAAGAUGCUGAGGGCCCAAGUAACAACGACGAUGGUGACUUUGUCCGAAUUGGACAAAGUUACACUGCAGUUUGGGUCAAGAUUGUCUCAGGCUGGUUGUGCCAUAUCUUUUAUGGAUGGUCACUUGUUGCACCGGUCGUUUUGCCCGACAGAUUCUCAGUAAGUUGGUUAACAAAAAGAAUAUGGGAACAAUAG